Molecule: messenger RNA, 1026 nt
Organism: Rhodotorula graminis WP1
Lineage: Eukaryota; Fungi; Basidiomycota; Microbotryomycetes; Sporidiobolales; Sporidiobolaceae
Exons: 6
Coding region: 1-1026 (341 amino acids)
Cellular component (GO): mitochondrion
Molecular function (GO): oxidoreductase activity; zinc ion binding
Source: RefSeq, a predicted model, not a curated record
AUGGCGGUUCGACACAGGAAGGCGUUCGUCAUUGAGAAGUACAUCCAGCCCGAGGAGCUGCCGACCCGGCUCGUCGAGUGGGACGAGCCAAAGCCCGCCGAGAACGACAUCGUUGUCGAUGUACACUACGCCGGCCUCAACUUCUUCGACAUCCUCCAGGUCCAGGGCAAGUACCAGAACAAGCCCGCGUUCCCCUGGAUCGCCGGCUGCGAGUUCUCCGGCAUCGUCUCGUCGUCGUCGCCCAUCCCCGAGGGCUGCACCUACGUUCCGGGCGUGACGCGCGUCUUUGGCGCCGGCCAGGGCGCGUACGCCGAAAAGAUAAAGGUCGACUGGCGCACGGUGAUCGAGGUGCCCGAGCGCAUGGCACUCGACGAGGCGGCGGGACUGUACAUCACGGCGCCGACGAGCUAUGCUGCGCUCGUCACGAGGGCCAACACGCAGCCCGGCGAAUGGGUCCUCGUGCACGCCGCCGCCGGAGGAGUCGGUCUCGCCGCCGUCCAGAUCGCCAAGGCCCUGGGCGCAAAGGUCAUUGCGACCGCCGGCUCGCAGGCCAAGCUCGACGUCGCCAAGCGGUACGGCGCCGACUUUGCGAUCGACUACCGCAAGGACGGGUGGCAGAAGGAGGUCAUGGCCAUCACCGAGGGCCACGGCGCCGACGUCGUGUACGACCCGGUCGGCAUGAUCGUGCCGAGCCUCAAGUGCAUCGCGUGGAACGGCCGCCUCGUCGUCGUCGGUUUUGCCGCCGGCUCGAUCGAAAAGAUCCCGGCCAACCUGCUCCUGCUCAAGUCGGCGUCGGCCAUGGGCGUCUUCUGGGGCGGCCUCACGUCGCGCACGCCCGAGGUCGUCCCGCAGACGUGGCUCGCGCUCCUCGACCUGCUCGACAAGGGCUCGGUCAAGGGCGCCGUGUUUGACAAGGUGUUUGACGGCCUCGAGAGCGUGCCAGAGGGCCUCAGGGCGCUCGGCGCGAGGGAGACUUGGGGAAAGGCUGUUGUCAAGAUCAAGGGCGGCAGGGAGGGCAAGCUCUGA